Molecule: messenger RNA, 2128 nt
Organism: Pseudogymnoascus destructans
Lineage: Eukaryota; Fungi; Ascomycota; Leotiomycetes; Thelebolales; Thelebolaceae
Exons: 3
Coding region: 362-2044 (560 amino acids)
Molecular function (GO): oxidoreductase activity, acting on paired donors, with incorporation or reduction of molecular oxygen; iron ion binding; heme binding
Source: RefSeq, a predicted model, not a curated record
GACAAGUCUCUGAUAUCCAAGGUGAUGGCCAUGCGCACCUCCUUGCUUUGAGAGGGCUUCGGCCUCGCGAUCUGUCUUCUGCGUCGCUGCGUGAUAUCGCUUCUACCCCGCGAUAUUACGGUGUGUUGUGGUGUCGGGUGGCCUUGGGAGCCGUUCCUUCUUCGUACUACUUGUACAAGACUUUUUGACUCGGAUGUAGAUUUUCGGUUUCUCUUUUCCGUACCCACUCGCGCGAGAAACCUGCCCCUCUCUCUUACUAUUCCUAUAAAGCGUAAGGUUUAAGUUUCACGCUUCUCAUUAUUAUCAAAACUACCAACAUCACCCAUUCACACAGAAGGUGCAUCAAUUGGAAGGCCUCAACAUGGUUUCCAAAUAUACGAUAUUUGCGGCGGUAGCAGCUGUAGCAUCAUAUUUGGUUGGGAACCGUGUCAUAAUCCCGCCAUGGUAUCUUACAUUUGGAUAUAUAGGAAUCUUUAUUGAAGGGUUCCUGUUGCAGUUUGCAGUCUGGGUCUUCUACAACGUAUUGUUGAAGCAUAGGCUUAGCCCAUUGAGACACCUACCCGGCCCCAAGGAUAACGGUUUAUUCAUGGGACAAUGGGACAACAUGGCUGCAGAAAAUCUGGGUGGUCCGCAGCGAAAAUGGGCUAGAACAAUCCCGAACGAUGGCAUUAUUCGUUUCCUGGGCAUCUUCAACAAGGAGCGCCUCUUAAUCACCUCUCCCAAGGCCCUCUCUGAGGUUCUCACUACUAAGUCCUAUGAUUUCGUAAAGCCUCACGAGGUCUCCGUAGGCAUCGGGCGUCUACUCGGCAUCGGCGUGCUCCUGGCCGAGGGUGACGAGCACAAGUUUCAACGCAAGAACCUGAUGCCCGCGUUCGCCUUCCGCCAUGUUAAGAGCCUCUUCCCGACGUUCUGGUCUAAAUCGCUCGAGGUUGUGUUCGCCAUAGACGACGAGAUCAAAAACACUGCCGGCGCCCCACCUCCAGAAGAUGCUAUUGAGGCCGGCGUCAGCCGAGACGUCAAGCUAGACAGCGACCAAGCAAUCGUAUCCGUCAGCCAGUGGUUUAACCGCGCGACCCUAGACAUCAUUGGGGUCGCCGGAAUGGGGCAGGACUUCAAUGCCAUCGCUGACCCAACAGGCGACUUGUAUCAAGCAUACGUCAGGACGUUCCGGCCCUCUCGCCAGGCUUUCGCUCUGCAAAUCUUGUCCUUAUUUAUCCCCCACGUCAUCAUUAGGCACUUGCCCUUCAAGUACAACAGGGAAGUGAAUAAAUCCGCCAAAAUAAUUCGCGACAUCUCCCGGGACCUCAUCACCAAGAAGAAGGAACGCCUCGCGAAAGGCCUAGCAGCAGACAAGGACAUCCUCAGCGUGGCUCUCGAGUCCGGCGCCUUCACCGACGACCAACUCGUCGACCAGCUCAUGACCUUCCUCGCUGCCGGUCAUGAAACAACUGCUACAGCUAUGAUUUGGGCCAUCUACCUACUCAGCAUACACCCAGCCAUGCAGACGCGUCUGCGCUCCGAAGUGCGCGCCGGUCUCCCAAGCCCCGACUCUGGCGACUCCAUCACAGCGGCCGACAUCGAGCGGCUGCCCUACCUGAACGCCGUGUGCGCAGAGGUCCUCCGGCACCACUCCCCCGUGCCGAUGACGCUGCGGGAGGCCAACGUCAACACCUCGAUCCAGGGGGUGCCCAUCCCCAAGGGCACGAUGCUGUAUCUGGUGCCGUGCGCGACGAACCGCGACCCGAAGCUCUGGGGCCCGGAUGUGGAUGAGUUCGAGCCGGAGCGCUGGCUGCGGGACGCGAGUGGGGGUGCGGAGUCGAACUAUGCGUUCCUGACGUUCAUACAUGGGCCACGCAGCUGUAUUGGGGAGAAGUUUGCGAGAGGGGAGUUUGCGUGCUUGGUGGCUGCUUUUGUGGGGAGGUUUGAGUUUGAGUUGGCGGAUCCGAGGAUGGAGGAUGAGAGGACGAUUCCGAUUAAGAGGGGGGCUACGAGCAAGCCGGAGAAUGGGCUGUGGAUGAAGAUGAGGAAGGUGGAGGGGUGGUAGAAUGGUAGGAGGGUGGGAUGGUUUAUGGAGAUGGGAUGAAAAAGCGAGUAUAUAUAUGUACUGUACAUACAAGACGAGAAGCAC